UUUUAGAUUUGUACUAUUCUUUUUUUUUUUUUUGAACAGUUACAAAAUUGAGUAAGAUUUUUUCUCUAAAAUUUAUCCCAAAGUUUUGGAAUAAAAUCAAUUAAGUUGAAUUUUGAAACCUAAUAAUUGCUUAGAGCUUAAGGAAAGUGGCGAGUUGUCGUGGACAUUGAAAUCUUGUCCGCGUCCCAUUCGGCUCUAUAUACAUUGCGGAGCAGACAGGUAUUGAAGAUCUGAAUCGAAGUGUAUAAUGGAUUCUUUCUUCGCCAAAGGUUUCAAAGCUGCCAAAUGCAAAACCCUAUUGAAAUUGACUAUUCCGCGAAUCAAGCUACUGAGGAAUCGUAGGGAGAUUCAACUGAAGCAGAUGAGAAGAGAAAUAGCUAAGCUACUAGAGACUGGCCAGGAAGCUACUGCUCGAAUUCGGGUAGAGCAUAUCAUAAGAGAAGAGAGAAUGAUGGCAGCACAGGAGAUAGUUGAGCUAUUCUGUGAGCUAAUAUCUGUUCGUCUUCCAAUUAUUGAAGCACAAAGGGAAUGCCCUCUAGAUCUGAAAGAAGCUAUUUCAAGUGUUUGUUUUGCUGCACCAAGAUGUGCAGAUCUUCCAGAAUUGCUACAGGUUCAGAUGAUGUUUGCUGGUAAAUAUGGGAAGGAAUUCAUUGCUGCUGCUACAGAGCUCCUGCCAGAAUGUGGUGUCAAUCGCCAGUUGAUAGAGUUGCUGUCUAUUCGAGCUCCUGCUCCUGAUGUGAAAUUGAAGCUGCUAAAGGAAAUUGCUGAGGAGCAUCAGCUAGAUUGGGAUCCAAAUGCUUCUGAAACCGAGCUUUUGAAGUUGCAUGAGGACUUACUGAAUGGGCCCACACAAUUUGUCAGUGGGGCUAAGGUGCCCCUUCCCAAAGAAAGGUUCGAUGAGGUGCAGCAAUCUGCAUCAGAUCAAGUCUAUGAUAAACAAUCGGAAUCUGAGGCUGAUUUGGACUCGUUAGAUUUUCCAGAAGUCCCUAAGCAGCCACUACGACCUAGCACCGGUGGAGUUUCAGCCCCUGAAAUGCUUCCUUUCCCAGCCUCUGCACUAUCUGACUUCGAUGAGGAUGUAGCUAAGCCUUCUGAAGACGGUGAGAUCAAAUAUCACCAACAAAAUGUGGAGCGAGAUGAAGUUUUGCAAGAGAAGGUAGUUUUAAAAGAUUUUGGAUCAGCUGAUACUUUAUCUGCACCGAAAGAGGAGAAACAGUAUUUGCCAUUCAUGGUUCCCCCGCCAAAAUCAUCUCCAUCCUCCUCAACAGAAAGUACCACGCCCCAAAGUACUCUACCUCCCUCUACUACAAAGACCAAAGUUGAGACUGACGUAGAUUUGCAAGAUGUAUUGGCUGCUGCCCAAGCAGCUGCUGAUUCGGCCGAACGUGCAGCUGCUGCUGCUCGCUCAGCAGCUAGCCUUGCUCAGGUUAGAAUCAGUGAGCUUACCAGAAAAAGAAGUGAAGAGCUACCUGUAAGCCCCAGUGAGAACCCCUUUUAUGCUGAGAAACAAGAAUCUCACAUCCUAGAAAAGCCUCCGUUGGACCUCCAACACCAACUAUCAAACUCUGAUGGUAUCCCCAGCCCAUUUCAUGGCAGCCCAUUGGAGCGUCAGGUGUCGAAUAUUCCUUCAUACGAUGAUUCAACAGUAGGUUGUGAGUCUCCUACUUCCCAUAUUCGUCAUCCUGGUCAGGGCAUGGGUCUUCACCAACCACAGAGAUUGCCUUCCAUGGACAAUGAAACAUAUUAUUCAUAUCCCAAUCUGUUUAAUACAACAAAUGGUUCUAAUCCCAAUUCUCGUUCACAGUCGUUCAAAGAUAAUAGCAGGUCCCAGCCAUGAUAAGUGAAGUGCAUUUCUCUACCCUUCUGCACUGGGCAGGCUUUGGUUCUGGUUCGUUUGCUGGUUGUGAGUUUGAGAUUCUCCUGUUUAUUCUAUACCUCUUUUAUCUGUAGUACAUUCAAAGGAACCUUGUAUGUUGAGUAUGCAGUUCAAGAAUUUGAAUGUAAGAAAUUUUCUGAUGGAAAUUUGAAUGUAAGAAAUUUCUUUGGAGUAAAAAAUAAUGAUGGAAAUGAUCAAAUGUUUCACUGAGCA
Messenger RNA from Capsicum annuum, 2089 nucleotides. RefSeq lists its product as uncharacterized. Gene Ontology annotation, biological process: protein transport. The transcript has 7 exons. The coding region runs from base 248 to 1837 and encodes 529 amino acids. The record is from RefSeq and is a predicted model, not a curated record. Lineage: Eukaryota; Viridiplantae; Streptophyta; Magnoliopsida; Solanales; Solanaceae.